This is a messenger RNA of Notothenia coriiceps (black rockcod), 1205 nucleotides long. Its product is annotated as regulator of telomere elongation helicase 1-like. Gene Ontology annotation, molecular function: DNA binding; hydrolase activity, acting on acid anhydrides, in phosphorus-containing anhydrides; DNA helicase activity. Gene Ontology annotation, cellular component: nucleus. The record is from RefSeq and is a predicted model, not a curated record. NCBI's taxonomy places the organism in Eukaryota, Metazoa, Chordata, Actinopteri, Perciformes, Nototheniidae. The transcript has 11 exons. The annotation marks the transcript as partial. Gene Ontology annotation, biological process: regulation of double-strand break repair via homologous recombination; telomeric loop disassembly; negative regulation of DNA recombination.
GCUCGAGCACAGCAGCUCAUUGAAGUAAACGGUUGUUCCUGCUACUCCUCACUGCGGUUAAAGCAGGUCGAAUUAUCUGUAACUUUUUUCACACAGUUUAAAGGUGUUUGAAAGCUAACCCGGAGUACUGAGACUUGUGACUACGGGUUCUGCUGCUGCUGCUAGUAGACCAUGACUUCACUCACUCUGAAAGGAGUGACAGUGAACUUCCCAUUUGUUCCGUAUGAAUGUCAGAAGGACUACAUGAGCAAAGUGAUAGAGUGUCUUCAGGAGAAGGCCAAUGGGGUUCUGGAGAGUCCGACAGGUACCGGUAAAACUCUUUGCCUGCUCUGUGCCACCCUGGCCUGGAGGGAGCGCUUCAAGGACACCAUCUCUGCCCGCAAGAUCACAGAGAGGCUGAAAGGAGAGGAGAUGUUCGCCAACACCCCGCUGUCCUCCUGGGGGACGGCUGCCACAGACGGAGAUACACCAACCUACUACACUGAUGUUCCCAAGAUCAUUUACGCAUCCAGGACACACUCUCAGCUGGCUCAAGUUAUCAAGGAGUUAAAGAAUACUUCCUACAAGCCAAAGGUGUGUGUUCUGGGAUCGAGAGAGCAGCUGUGUAUCAACCCUGAAGUCAUGAAACAGCAGAGUAACCAUCUUAAGGUCCAUUCGUGCAGAGCCAAAGUUUCCACAAGAUCAUGUGUCUACUACAAUAACGUGGAAGAGAAGAGCACUGACAAAGAGUUGGUGAAUUCAGUCCUCGACGUGGAAGACUUGGUCAAAUUCGGCAACAAACAGAGGGUCUGCCCUUACUACCUCUCCCGGUCCCUGAAGCAGCAGGCAGACAUUGUUUUCACGCCGUACAACUACCUGCUGGAUCCAAAGAGCCGCAGAGCGCACAACAUCGAGCUGAACGGAGCGGUGGUCAUCUUCGAUGAAGCUCACAAUGUGGAGAAGACGUGUGAAGAGUCCACAUCCUUUGACCUGACUCCAUAUGAUGUGGCCUCCGCCAUCACUGCUGUGGACCGGCUGCUGGCGGAGCAGGCGAAAGAGGCCAGCCAUGGAGACACUGUCAGUGACUUCAACAUGGAGUCCCUCAACUCUGGUUUAAAAUUGGAAUUAGCUACCAUUGCUAAAAUUAAACAGAUACUGCUGGAUCUGGAAACCGUCAUCGAUUCCUAUGAUGUUCCAAAUGAAGUAGGCAUCACAAAACCUGGAAU